Molecule: messenger RNA, 1047 nt
Organism: Fusarium odoratissimum NRRL 54006
Lineage: Eukaryota; Fungi; Ascomycota; Sordariomycetes; Hypocreales; Nectriaceae
Exons: 3
Coding region: 1-1047 (348 amino acids)
Source: RefSeq, a predicted model, not a curated record
AUGGAGACUCUUGGAUGGGCAUGGAAGCCGAUCAAUGGCGGCAAGCCAAUCGCUUCUGGUGCUGCACCUGCAAGCCAGGUCGUUUUUGGCGACAUCAAUGGCGACGGGUUGGACGAUUACCUAGACUUAGAUCCCAAGACCGGCUUAUUGAAAGCAUAUCUCAAUCUGGGAGGGGAGUCAGAGUGGAAGUUUCGACCGAUAGGCACGAUCGCAUCAGGUCUCGGGCCAGGGAAGCGAGUCCGUAUUGCAGAUAUCGAUGGCGAUGGGACUUUCCAGCGCGACGACUACAUCUUCCUCAAAGACAACGGCGCCACAACAAUUUACCGCAACAUCUACGGCCCUGGCAACGACGGUGACAAGUAUGCCCCAAUGCCAGAGGCAGAUGCUUCGGGUAUCAACCAGUCACCAGAAGAGAUUGACUUCAUAGAUAUGAACGGUGACGGAAAAGCGGACUACGUCUGGACAUCUAGGCUCGACGGCAUCGUCAAGGUUUGGUACAACGACUACCCUAAGAAACCUACCUGGCGAGAAGCGGGAGAGAUUGCAGGCGGCGUCGGGACAUCCGGCUCAAACAUCAGAUACGCGAAGCUACAGAAGACGGGCCGAUACGAUUACGUCGCCGUCGAUCCCAAGACAGGAGCCAUCGGUGCGUGGCUCAACGGCUGCGGCGACCCUGAUACUUCCAAGAAGAAGCACAGAAUCACCAUAGCCCGAUAUCUCGUCACCGUAUGGGUCAUCGCUGAAAAGCCUGUAGACAAGAACUGGUCGUCUGAUACCUGUUUCAAGACAGGAAAGGGCGGAGAUACGCGUGGCACUCCGGUCUUGAAAACAACAGCUGAUGACAAGUUUCCCGCUGCUCUAAGGAGUGGUGAUACUAUGGAGAAACUUUAUGGACAUACGUGCUUUUAUGAGGGUAGUACCGAGAGGGUGGGAAAGCUUGUUUGCGAUGGGGUUAGUGGGAUUAGGUGCUACGAGGAUGAAAACUUUGGGAAGACGCAGAAGUGUAGGUUUGGGUCUUACACAUAUGCUUUGUACUGCGAAUGGUAG